ACAAAGUACAUAACUAUUUAACAUAGCAUCAUUAACUAUACACGUAAAACUUCUAAAAGGUACAAGCAGAGGCUAUAUGAGUUUCCAAUGCUGCACACAUUAAAGUAUCAGGUUAUCAUAUUUGAAAACAUGGAGAUUUUGAGGCCCCUUCUUGAUCCCCUUAAAAUGUUGUUGUAUAUGGAAAUAGCGAACGCGAUUAGUUAUGUAAUUUUUCAGCCGCAAUAAUAAUUAAAAUUACUGAAUGUAUUGGAAAAUUGACGCAUUUAGAAUCACUGAACAUGCGCAUUUGGCACGAAAAGAACAAGCAUUCACUAAUAAGACAAAGUGAAAUAAUUUCAUUGAACAAUGUUAUACCGGCAAGCUCGUUUUAAUACCACUAACAAAAAAUUUGUUAAAUUAUCUAACAACCCUUCAGCAUGUUGAAUUUUUUGUCUUCCAGCUUAGUUGUCUUAGAAACAAGCUCUGUCAACUGACGAUUAAAUGUGCAGGGGGCGAAUUAAAAAAGUAAGGUGCGCAACAUGUGCUACGCCGUUUAUUACUCAUAAUGGGAAAACGAGGUAUCAUUUGUGCGAGCCAGCGACCAACAGUACAUUAAAAUAUGAAUGUAGGUGGAUUUUACAGCGAAUUGCAUUAAGCUCAUAUUCAAUACCAAAAUUUAAAUAUGUAUUACCCCCCUCCUCUUGAUAUCCCCCCCCUGUAUAAUUUAUCACAAUAAACACUCGUUGUUCCGCGGUCAGCUGUACAUUUUCUUUCGAAGCAAUAACAAGGCUAAUUUAAAUUUAAUCAUAUUCACAAUUUCACAUUUUUCGUAUUUAGCUUUUUUAUAACUUGCAUUAAAUUCCCACGGGCUAAAACUCAUGAACAUGCAGGGCAUUCGAAUUUUAACAAUGUCAAUGAGCGAUUUCAAUAGUUUUCGUUUUUUUUGAGACAUCCUUUAGAUUUCAUUGGCCACCUUAUUCAUAUUAUUGUACGUUUAUUGCUUGACGUUGAAUGCCUUUAGACGAUAAUGAAUUGUUAUACAUAUUUAAUGCCAUUCGCUGUCAAAUCCGCCUACAUUAAUCAUAUUUUACCGUUCUGUUGUAAAUAAACGGUGUAGUUGAAUUCGAAUCGUGAGCUUUUUUGGAAAUCGCUGCUUUUCGUUUUUGGCUGAUCCAAGAGAAGGACGAAACUGUGUCUACCUAAUUGUACAUAAUGAUUACUAAAAAUUUAGUAGCACACAAAGCCAGAAAAAUAUCGCUCAUAUGUUACAACAGAGGCCGCUCAACUUUAUUGUUUAUUGCUAUAGCAUUAUCGAUUACCGCUAUAGUGCUCACUAUUAGAAACAAUACUAAACUAAAUAAAGAAGAUGGCGAACUUAAUUCAAUUCGAAAAAAGACAAAAACUUUUGGUAACAACUCAUGUGAAAAAAUUCAAGAACUUGCAAGAAAAAUUGACAAAAUUGACGCCAGAUUUAAUGACCUGAUUAUCCAAACAAAAACUACGUUGGAGACUAAGAUUAAAAGUAUCGAGGGUAACCUAACCUCGCGAAUACUAAGCCUGCAAAAUUUUGUUUCUGACCUAAGGUCAAAUGUGAAUAGAGGGCAGACACAGCUGGGAAAUUUCAAGGUUUCGACGAACACUAAGAUUAAAAGUAUCGAAGGUAACCUAACCUCGCGAAUACUAAGCCUGCAAAAUUUUGUUUCUAACCUAAGGUCAAAUGUGAAUAGAGGGCAGACACAGCUGGGAAAUUUCAAGGUUUCGACGAACACUAAGAUUAAAAGUAUCGAAGGUAACCUAACCUCGCGAAUACUAAGCCUGCAAAAUUUUGUUUUUAACCUGAGGUCGAAUGUGAAUAGAGGGCAGACACAGCUGGGAAAUUUCAAUGUUUCGACGAACACCAAGAUUAAAAGUAUUGAAGGUAACCUAACCUCGCGAAUACUAAGCCUGCAAAAUUUUGUUUCUAACCUGAGGUCGAAUGUGAAUAAAGGGCAGACACAGCUGAGAAAUUUCAAAGUUUCGACGAACAGAAAAUUUUCAAAGGCAUGGAAGAAAUUUACAAAAGUUAACAAAGAAAUCGACAAUAUGUCACAGAAGAGUGGAAGCUUGAAAAAUACGAAGAAUGAAGCAGCAAUCUGUACCAUAAUCGUAAUCAUGUAUUAUGUGUAUAAUUUAUAGCUAGAGUAGAAAUUUUCUUCUGAUUUAUACGACUUCAUUUAUACGAAGAAUCUAAACUACACCCAGGAUUUUCUGGGGCGUUUAUCAAUAAAAAACAUUUACAGCUUCGCUUCGCUGUCCUUUCCGCCAAUCACAUGACUCUUGAAAGAAUAUUAUUCGUGGUUUGUUAGGAUUGUUACAUUACAAUUACCAGUUCAAUAUCCUACCCAAAUUUCUGAAAAGAUCCGUGCCGGUUUUUCUGUGUAAUUAUGGGUGCAUCAGUAGAACAGUGAACUGUAUUACAAUUACCAUUUUAAGACUGAACGGUUCAGGAACAGUCCAAUAGCAUCAUCAAUUGAACUUUUUAUAAUGACUCUCUUAAGAUAUAGCUGAUUUUAUAAUAUUUUAAUAUUUUAAUCUUAAAUACGUGUAAUUUACUAUUUCAAUUUUAUGUUAUAUGCAUCAUAGUUUAGUUUUUAACAGCUACUCAAUGAGUGAAUUUCUGUUAUUAUACUAUUAUUAUACUAUCAGACUUUGAGUGAACAAACUUGCAAAACUGUUGCAUGUGAAUUGUCUGUGCUAGAAAACAGACUUCUAGAAAUUUGUCUCAAGAUUUGUUACAAGUUGUCAAUAAAAUCUUUUCACGCAGCACACAUGCAGGAUUUGAUAGCACUAUAGCAUACGUAAUCAUUAAUGAUCUUCCUAAAUUCAUCCGUUCCAUGUUAACAUGCAAGUAAGAUAAUUUAGUG
Molecule: messenger RNA, 2882 nt
Organism: Dendronephthya gigantea
Lineage: Eukaryota; Metazoa; Cnidaria; Anthozoa; Malacalcyonacea; Nephtheidae
Exons: 2
Coding region: 1192-2154 (320 amino acids)
Source: RefSeq, a predicted model, not a curated record